ACGUCAAAUAGACAUAACCUUAAAAUAUUUGUUUAUUAAUCUUAAAUAAAGUCAUGUCUUCGCCAAAUUUGGCUUCGAAGUCGCUAAUUCAAACCGACCUUACUUUCAAAAAGCCUUCAAAUGUACCCAGGAAGCGGACAAAACAAAAAAUUCUGGACGAGGAAACCUACAUUGAGGAGAUGGGCAAGAUCAUCCAGAGGGACUUCUUUCCCGACCUCGAAAAGCUGAAGGCGCAGCACGACUAUCUGGAGGCGAUGCAGAGGAACGACAUUGCCAAAUUGCGGGAGCUGUACGCGAAGUACAGCGGGCAAAGGCCACCGUUGGAGAGAAUACCGAGCCCGGCUACGUUCGAAACACCUGCCAACAUUCACAACUCGCAAACGCCGAGAAGUAUCGCGUGCCCCUCCGAGUCUCGACAGAGCAGCAAAGAGACACGGUUAAGUCUUGAUCAGUUCCUCAGCUCGCACACGUCGCAAGACAAUGAAAGUUUCGAGGAAAUUAUGAUCGAGUCCGAGAAGAAGCACCGCGAGAAGUAUUCCUAUUUGUAUAACGAGGAGGGGAAGAGCAACGACGACCAGCUCAAGAUGCUCACCUUGCCCUCGGUCGAGCAACAGUGCGCCCUGCCCGAGAAGAAACUCAACAUCGACACCUGGAACUACAAGAACAAAAACUACAUCAUGUACAUUCCGGACGGCGUCGAUCUCACGCCUCAGGAGCAGAUCGAAAUGAGUAAACGCCGGCAGGAGGUGACGCACGCGAACACCCGCCUGCAAGUCAAUCCGUUCAACGAGGACCAAAGCAAGGAGACGAUCAAUGAGCUGGCAAAAUCCCAGGCCAAGAUCUUGGACGGGAAGAUUGGCGUCGACGGUAAGGAGCUGAUGCCGCCCGAUGGUCCGAACGUGAACGGGUUUAGCUUCAUGCGCACGCCGUCGCCGAGGCCGGGCGUCGCGGACACGCCGCUGAUGACGUGGGGUGAGAUCGAGGGGACGCCGUUUCGGCUCGAUGGAAGUGAUACACCUCUGCCAAGGACGCCAGGACCGUCGUUUAAAAUGUCGGAGCCGCCUCGUCGCGAACAGAUCGCCCACGCGCUCGCCGAGAAGGUGGGCGAACGUCACCGCGACCAGAAAAAGAAGGCGAUGGACGCGGCGCGACGUCACUUCGCCUCACCCUCGCCUCGGCCGAACACCUCGACGAUCGACCGCCUCGCGACGAUGUCGCCGGCGGCCCGACGGCUUGCGACCUCCAAACUGAAACUGGGCGAUUUUACGUCGACGUAUUCGCCGAGCCCGGCCGAUCGGCGGAACGCGCCCUCUACCCCUCGACGGAUUCUGACGCCCAAACUGAAUUUGGGAAUUAAAAAGGCGCCCAACGAUAAUUUGACCGACGAUUUGUUGAAUAUUAGCGUGCAGAAAAGACAGAAGGCGUCCGAUUAUUUUUAGGUUAUCGUUAGUGUAAAGUGUACAGGCAAAAAUGUAAAUAUUGGAAGUUUUUGUAAAAUUAAAUCUGUUUUUUAUUU
Molecule: messenger RNA, 1516 nt
Organism: Photinus pyralis (common eastern firefly)
Lineage: Eukaryota; Metazoa; Arthropoda; Insecta; Coleoptera; Lampyridae
Gene: Es2
Product: splicing factor ESS-2 homolog
Exons: 5
Coding region: 54-1439 (461 amino acids)
Cellular component (GO): catalytic step 2 spliceosome
Source: RefSeq, a predicted model, not a curated record